GCGUUUCAAACACUUCCACUGAGAAGAGUUGGACAGAAGGAGAUCGGCACAGGCGUCUCUUCCGUGGGGCGUGGAUUCGUCAUCAGAUGCUCAGGAACUUCAUGGCGGUGGUGCUGAGCGGUCGAUGCCGCCAGGACGGAUGUGUUUGCCACAGAAGUCAAAGGAGCCAGAAGACAACAAAUCAUCCAGAAAACCCUACCGAAUAUCCACAGGGGAGGCAUUUUCGUGCAUAAUAAUUAGAAAAAGAAGAGGCCCUUUGAAGAGCGUCCAUAAUGGACCAAUGUAGCCUUUUGGGAGAUGCUGUCAUUAUUUCUGUCCCCCGUUAGCGAAGAUUAAAAGGCAGCAGCAAAGAGCAUCCAAGGCAAUUCUUUGGGGGCCUUUUUUUUUUUUUUUUGGUCAUUGUUCUCAUCUUUUUCGUCCGUGCAUUGCUAUUUACUGACCUUUCCCAGUGGAAUCUGUGUCUCCCCCUCCCCACUUGCUCCACCCCAUACAGUUCCAGCUGAGAAGAAGCGCUGAUUCCCCCCAAACCCUGCCAUGAGACCCCCCUUUGCAAGACACCUUUAAUGGAAGAUGUACCUUUAUGUUGAAAUUCUUUUGUCAUGAGAUUGCAUUGUGGCUGCUCAGUGGGAAAUAAAAUUAAAAGCGCAAGAAGAAGGAACCGGGAAGACAGAAAGAAAAGCAUCUGAAAUCACAAGGAAGGAACGAUAACAUCUUUUCUUUUCUGUCCUUCUAAAGGUCUAAAUAGCUAAAGACUGAGAAGAUCACAGUUUGAUCUAGGGGGGAAAUAUUGCUAAAAAUAGUACAUAAGAAUGAUUGAUGAGCCUGUCAACUAGAAAUGGGUUCUAACACAUGUCUUUAGGUUGCAACUCUUUCUCAGGCCUGCAUUAUGCCCGAAGACAGGAAUACAGGGGUCCGUGCCUCAGGUGCUUUAGCAUCGUCCCCCUUUGUUCCCAAAACUACCUACAGAAGAAUUAAGCGCUGCUUUAGCUUCCGCAAAGGUAUUUUUGGUCAGAAGCUGGAAGACACGGUCCGUUAUGAGAAAAGAUAUGGAAACCAUCUGGCUCCCAUGUUGGUGGAACAGUGUGUGGAUUUUAUUCGACUGCGUGGGCUGAAAGAAGAAGGACUUUUCCGACUGCCGGGUCAGGCUAACCUCGUCAAGGAAUUACAGGAUGCUUUUGAUUGUGGAGAGAAGCCUUUGUUUGACAGAAAUACAGACGUACACACAGUGGCGUCGCUUUUGAAAUUGUACCUGCGGGAGCUCCCAGAGCCGGUGAUCCCCUACUCCAAAUAUGAAGAUUUUCUCUCCUGUGCCAAGCUGCUCAGCAAGGAAGAGGAGGCGGGACUGAACGAAUUAGUGAAACAAGUGAAGGGUUUGCCGCUUGUCAACUACAACCUGUUGAAGUACAUUUGCAGAUUCCUGGAUGAAGUCCAGUCCUAUUCUGGAGUAAACAAAAUGAGUGUGCCAAACCUUGCUACUGUAUUUGGUCCAAACAUCCUGCGUCCAAAAGUGGAAGACCCUCUGACCAUCAUGGAAGGUACUGUCGUUGUCCAGCAAUUGAUGUCUAUGAUGAUAAGCGAACACGAGCUGCUGUUUCCUAAGGAUGCAGACCUGCAAAGUGGACAGGAAGUGUGUAAUAACAAUAAUGAUGUCCAAAAGAAAAUGAUCAUUGGUCAGCUCCAGAACAAAGAGAACAACAACACCAAGGAGUCACCAGUGAAACGUUGCUCUUGGGAUAUGCCUGAAUCACCUCAAAGAAGCGUGGUUGAUAACGGAUCUCCUACCGCCCAGCCUGGGAGCAAGUCAAAUAGCCCGAGGAACAGCAUUCACAAACUGGAUGUCACCAGAAGUCCGCCCCUCAUGGUGAAAAAGAACCCAGCAUUUAAUAAAGGCAGUGGUAUAGUCACCAAUGGGUCCUUCAGCAGCUCUGUGGAGGGCCAAGAGAAAACCUCACCGGCCUUACCCAAUGGGACCUUGCAGAGCAGAAGAACAUCUGCCCUGAAAGGGCCAGUAACAAAAAUGGGCACACACAGUGUGCAGAACGGCGGGGUACGAAUGGGCAUUUCUAGUACUGACACCCAUAGCAACUCUCUGAACAGCCGCACUCAAAGCUGGAUGCCCAAUGGGUAUGUGACAUUGAGGGAUAACAAGCAGAAGGAGUCGAUCAGUGACUCAGGCCAACACCACAGACUCUCGACUUACGACAAUGUGCACCAGCAGUUCUCCGUGGUGAAUGCGGAAGACAAGCAGAGCGUCGACAGCGCCACUUGGUCCACAUCCUCUUGUGAAAUAUCCCUCCCGGAACAUUCCAAUUCCUGCCGGUCUUCGACCACCACGUGUCCCGAGCAAGACUUUUAUGGGGCCAAUUUUGAAGACCCCGUUUUGGAUGAGGCCCCUCAAGAGGACCUCUCCAACCAAGGAGAUUACGAGAGCAAAGGUGACCGGAGAAGUGUCGGGGGCCGCAGCAGCCGGGCCACCAGCAGCAGUGACAACAGUGAAACGUUUGUGGUCAACAACACAAGCAACCACAGUGCUUUGCACAGCCUCGUGUCCAGUUUAAAGCAGGAAAUGGCAAAGCAAAAGCUGGAGUAUGAAACAAGGAUAAAAAGUCUUGAGCAGAGAAAUAUCUCCCUGGAGACUGAAAUGAUGAGCCUGCAUGAUGAACUGGAGCAAGAGAAAAAGAAGUUUACAAUGGUUGAAAUUAAAAUGCGCAAUGCUGAGCGGGCCAAAGACGAUGCAGAGAAGAGGAAUGACAUGCUGCAAAAAGAGAUGGAGCAGUUUUUCUCAACAUUUGGGGAACUGACAGUAGAACCACGUCGGCCAGAAAGAGGCAACACCAUCUGGAUCCAAUGAGUACUGCUGACCAAGACUGUGGGCUUCUGGGAAGAGGGUUGUUAAGAUAUUAUAUUGUAACAGGUGACUGGUCACCUGGCUGAGGCUAGCACUCAACAUAAUGUUGUCACCCCUCAAAAGAAGGCACCAUGUUGACAUAAACCAACCGCAUCUGCCAUGUGUACUUUUUAAUUGAGAAACCAUACUCCCUGAAUGCAUCAUAAUGCUACUGUCAAGUGUUGCAACUGGGCUUGUGUAUAUAGAUUUUAAAUAGGUCAUCAUGGGGACGAAAAUAGAAAUACAAGAAAAAAAAUAUUUUAAUGCAAGUCUUAUAUUUAAACUGGCAAAUGGAAACGUCAUUGCAAUCAAGCUUUAUAUAUUGAGGCUUUUCUCCCUUGCACUUACUUAACAUAAGCUAUCUUUGGCAUUGUGUUACCAUCAGCUUAUUUUGUAUAUUGUUUUUCUUUGGUUGCCCUUGUCGCUGGGGAAUUAAGAUAAACAAAUAUAUAUAAUGUUAGCUAUUAAACAAAAAGCAAGAUAAUGUGUGACUGUGCUGUUUGUGCCAAUGGGUUUGCCCAUGACCAAAAAAAAAAAAUGUAAAUAAUUUUAUAAAAAAUAUAACAUGCACAUCUAA
Molecule: messenger RNA, 3464 nt
Organism: Hemicordylus capensis (graceful crag lizard)
Lineage: Eukaryota; Metazoa; Chordata; Lepidosauria; Squamata; Cordylidae
Gene: ARHGAP24
Product: Rho GTPase activating protein 24
Exons: 7
Coding region: 887-2851 (654 amino acids)
Biological process (GO): wound healing, spreading of epidermal cells; activation of GTPase activity; negative regulation of Rac protein signal transduction
Cellular component (GO): focal adhesion
Molecular function (GO): GTPase activator activity
Source: RefSeq, a predicted model, not a curated record